Molecule: messenger RNA, 795 nt
Organism: Rhinocladiella mackenziei CBS 650.93
Lineage: Eukaryota; Fungi; Ascomycota; Eurotiomycetes; Chaetothyriales; Herpotrichiellaceae
Exons: 1
Coding region: 1-795 (264 amino acids)
Biological process (GO): regulation of transcription by RNA polymerase II
Cellular component (GO): nucleus
Molecular function (GO): RNA polymerase II transcription regulatory region sequence-specific DNA binding; DNA-binding transcription activator activity, RNA polymerase II-specific
Source: RefSeq, a predicted model, not a curated record
AUGUCAGGAUAUCGAGGCCGGACUGGGCCGAAUUUUUCAGAGUACCUGAACAAUCUCAAUACUCUGAACACAUCGCCCUACGACCAGGAGCAAUUCGCAACGGACGAUCUCGACCUAAAUCAGGAUUUGGCCAUGUUUACAAAUACUGACUUUACUCAUUUCGAUAUUCCUCUACCCGAAGAUGGCUCGUUCCAGUUUGACCUCAAUGACCCCAAGAACAACCAGAACGUGAAAUAUGAAGAACUUCUUUCCGGACCUGAACCCGUUCGAAAUUAUCAGCCUUCCACUAUGACUACAUCGGCGGCAGAAUCAUCUCCCUACUAUGCCACAUACAACACCCCUAUUCAACCUGCACCAGCCCCAGGGUUUGGCAACGUUGAAAACCCAAACUCCUCCAGUGCUCCCGCAGCAGGUGGCCCGCAUAACUCUCGGAGAAAAGGCGAACCAGUCGAUCUCGACGCGUUAAGCCCUGAGGAGAAGUCGCGAUUGGCAGCUGAGGAGGAUAAAAGAAGGCGCAACACGGCCGCCAGUGCACGGUUUCGAGUCAAGAAGAAGCAGAGAGAACAGGCCUUAGAACGAACCGUGAAAGACGUUCAAGAUAAGAAUUCCAAAUUGGAGGCCAAGAUUGCCCAAUUGGAAAUGGAGAACAAAUGGCUCAAAGAUUUGAUCACAGAGAAGAACGGUCUUCAAUCUAAGGAGGAGAUGGCUGCCGCCUACCAUCAAUACCGCAAAGAGAGUGAGGAACGAGAAGUCAAAAAGUCUAUCGAGCACACGACUGGGGUGGGCACGGAGUGA